Cladophialophora immunda is the source of this 342-nucleotide messenger RNA. RefSeq lists its product as uncharacterized. The record is from RefSeq and is a predicted model, not a curated record. The transcript is spliced from 2 exons. The coding region runs from base 1 to 342 and encodes 113 amino acids. Lineage: Eukaryota; Fungi; Ascomycota; Eurotiomycetes; Chaetothyriales; Herpotrichiellaceae.
AUGGGAACUGAGGAGCGGCAAAAGGCCUCAUAUUGGCGCUCUCCGUAUUCAAUCUCGUCGAUCCGCAUCAAGGCAAGAGCACAGGUCGCAAAGAGAGAGGCUCAAGCGAAGAAGAAACAAAUACCUCCCUUUGUCCAGAAGCUGAACAGCUUCCUGGAGGACGGUAGAAACACCCACCUCAUCCGGGAACUGAUCAACUCGGUCUUGCAGCUGGGCCUUGAUUUGCUUCUGGGCUUCACCGAUAUUGUUCAGUCAUAUAUGGCGGACGAGUCUGGGCUGAGACAGAGCUACAAGAACACGUCUUGGUUCGGUGCGCUGACCGUCCCACAAGCCAGGUUGUAA